CCGGACAUUGGAGGAUCAUCUUGAGCACCUUCGACGAGUGUUGGAGACGCUCCGCCAUGCCAAGUACAAAGCCAACUGCAACAAGUGUGAAUUUGUCCGGCAAGAGCUGGAAUACUUGGGCCAUUUUGUCACACCGGAGGGCAUCAGUCCGUUGUCAGAUAAGAUUGAAGCCAUCCAAGAGNAGUCCGUUGUCAGAUAAGAUUGAAGCCAUCCAAGAGUGGUCGGAGCCGCGGAACGUCACGGAUGUCCGUUCGUUCCUUGGCCUUGYCGGCUACUACCAACGUCUUAUCAAGGGAUACUCGAAGAUUGUGGCCCACUUGACCAACCCACUAUUGCCAACGCGCGUCAAUACGGAUGCGUCCGACUAUGGCAUUGGGGUCGUCCUCGAACAACACGAUGGCGUGGGCUGGCACGUGGUCGAGUACUUCAGCAAGAAAGUGUCCGUCGUGCACUCCAUUGAUGAUGCACGCAAGAAGGAGCUCCUAGUCUUCGUCCACGCGCUCAAGCGGUGGCGGCACUUCCUCCUUGGUCGAAGUCAAUUCCGAUCGGUAACGGACAACAAUCCGUUGGUCUUCUACAAGACCCAAGACACCGCCAAUGGCACCAUCGCCCGUUGGAUGACUUUCAUCGACCAAUUCGACUUAUUUCCCGAUCACAUUCCCAAGAAGUCUAACCGUUUUGCGGAUGUGCUUCCACGGCGUCCGGAUCAUUGUACCGCAGUGUAUUCGACCUUCGAGAUCGGCGAUGACCUGCGGGACAGCUUCAUCCGCGGCUACCAAGCCAACCCCGAGUUUCGUGACAAAUACGUGAAUUGCUCCUCUCCUAAUCUGACGCCUUCCCACUACCGGAUCCAAGAGGGGUACUUGCUUGUCCACACGUGGGGGAAGGACCUUCUUUGCGUACCGAGUGACUCUCACUUGCGUACACAGCUUCUUAGCGAGUUCCACGAUGUUCCCGCCACCGGACACUUUGGAGUCAAUCGCGCGAUUGGCCGACUUCGCGAGCGAUUUUGGUGGUCCGGUCUUCUUGGCGACGUCAUACGCUAUUGUGAGUCAUGCGAGGUUUGCCGACGCUGCAAAUCCAGCAACCAUCGUCUGUACGGCGAGUUGCGACCAUUACCGGUCCCCUUGCGCCGCGGGGAAGUGAUUGUCAUGGACAUUACCGGGUCGUUCCCCAAGCACAAGACCGGUGUGGAUGGGAUUCUUACGGUGGUCGACCAACUCACCAAGUUCGCCAGGUUUUUGCCUUACCGCUAUCAUGCCAAGGCACCGGAGUUGGCCAAAAUUCUUUACGCUGUUUGGAUUCGAACCAAGGUUUACCCCAAGGAAAUCGCUUUCGACCACAACACUCGGUUCAUGUCCGAUUUUUGGUUGGCGCUCAUCAAACGAUGGGACUCAUCUCUCAAGCCAAGUUCGACUUGCCACCCCCAACCGAUGGCCAAAACGGAGAGGGCGCAUCAGACCGCACAGGUUCUCCUUCGCACUCUUAUCCGUCCUGACCAAAAGGAUUGGGUUGAGCGGCUGCCGAAUAUCGAGUUGGCAUACAACUCUUCCAUCUACCCGGCUAUCGGGAUGUCGCCCUUCGAGUUCGGGCACAGCUCGCCGGUCACUUCUCCGUUGGACACAAUUAUUCCACGAACGGUCGAGAGCGACGACCAUCUUUUUUUCUUACGUCGAAUGCAAGAGCUACUUGUCCAGGCACGCGACCAGAUGGCUAGGACGCAGCAACGCAUGAGCCAACAGGCCAAUCGCCAGCGUCUUCCUUGCCCAUUCCGCGUCGGCGAUCUCGUUUGGGUUUCCGCCGCAGAGUUCAUCCUUGAACAAGACAUCUCUCGCAAGCUCCUCCCGAAAUGGAUGGGGCCCUGGCCGAUCGUGGCACCCGCUAGGGAUGCACCCGAAGGACCUUCAUUCACCAUUCAGGUGCUCGCCCACUUGCCCGUCCACCCGGUUUUUCAUUGCUCCAAGUUGGCUCUUUACACGCCAGCACAACAUGAUGACUUUCCCGGGAGACGAUCGCAAGACCCGCCCUCUAUGGACGGUUUUCAAGAGGUCGGCGACAUCAUCUCCCAGCGACGCUACGGCAACAGGCCAACCGAGUAUUUGGUACACUUUGCGUACUUCACUCACAAGGCUGACCAUUGGUUGACCCGUGUAGAACUCCAAGCAACAGCUCCAGAUGUUCUUGCACGCUACGAAUGCAAGAUGUAAGGCAAGCCGGUAUCUUCGGCUCCACAUCGCACCCGCGU
This is a messenger RNA of Chara braunii, 2245 nucleotides long. The record is from the annotation of a GenBank genome assembly. Lineage: Eukaryota; Viridiplantae; Streptophyta; Charophyceae; Charales; Characeae.